Messenger RNA from Scaptodrosophila lebanonensis, 1316 nucleotides. RefSeq lists its product as uncharacterized. The transcript has 3 exons. Lineage: Eukaryota; Metazoa; Arthropoda; Insecta; Diptera; Drosophilidae. The coding region runs from base 1 to 1290 and encodes 429 amino acids. The record is from RefSeq and is a predicted model, not a curated record.
AUGAGUGCUGAAGAAGAAUACAAGCCCGUGUUAACGCGAAAAAAUCGCCUGGAAUUGUUUGAGUUUCAAGAAUGUGAAGAAAUAUUGAAAAGCCUGCUGGCAGACACCCAGACAGAGGGCAUCCUAAAGAGUUUUGAAAUUGUGCCAGCGACGGAGAAUACUGGGUUUUUAGGUGAAUACUUUCAUCUGAAAGUUACAUAUCAACUAGAAAAUGUGGAGGAGGAGCGAACAGCACGACUCUUUGUCAAAUCGGUUAUAUAUCAAAAUGCGAACAUGGCCUUCUACAUGGAGAAGAUGCAAUUUCUCAAGAAAGAGGCCAUGCUGUAUAAUAAACUGUUGAACGAGUUGAAGACAUUGUCGCCCCAUGUUUGGUGUGCGAAAUGCUAUUACACUCGCGAUGAUCUGUUUGUGAUGCAGAAUAUUGAGGACUUGGGAUAUGUAGCCGUGCCAGAAGAGACACGCUUUCUCAACGAAUCUCAGCUGCGCCCGAUUCUUAAGGCUCUGGCCACACUGCAUGCCAGUAGCAUGGCCUAUGAGCGCAAGCACAAGCUCACCAUUGGAGUAGAGCUGGGGGAGUGUCUGAAGGAAAUGACUGUAGACCCCGACGUUACUUGGUGGACCAUAGGCAUAAAGACUGUGCUCGCAGUAGCUGCAAUGCAUCCGAUGGUCCUUGAAGAUCCUCAGGCCCAGUCAUAUAUAGCCAACGAACUACCUCGUCUUCUUGACAACGUCUAUUAUAUGGUCAAUUCUUCUCCCUUGCAUCGUAAUGUCUUCUGUCAUCGGGACGUCUGGAGCGGCAAUGUUUUCUAUCACAAGCUACGCCCGGAAACGGAGGGCUGUGUUCUUGUGGACUUCCAGCUUUGUCGUUACUCUCCUCCAGCCAUCGACUUUCUCAUGGCCUGUUUUUUGAAUGUGGAACCGAAAGAACGCCAAGAAAUGCAGCAACGCUGCAUUCUACACUAUCAUGACAGCCUGAGAGCAGAAUUGUUAGCCAUGGGCAUCGAUAUAGAGCUUGAACUUAAUCGCAAGGAUUUCGAGCAGUCCCUGAAGGAUUUUGCGCUCUUUGGUGCUACCUAUAAUUGUGCUGCAGCGACUAUCCUACGUCUACCCAAUAACUAUCUUAAGAAACUGAAGGAGACACAGCCUGCGGACUUUCAUCGCUUCUGCAAUGUUGAUCGGCGGCCAGAGGUGCUGAGACUAAUAAGCGAACACGAUGAGUUUCGACGCUAUAUGUAUGACUGUGUGGCAGAUCUCUUGCAAUUAACAUAUUAUAAUAAAGAUAUUUUAUGAUGACCAACAACCGACCAUUACCAAAA